This is a messenger RNA of Pogoniulus pusillus (Red-fronted tinkerbird), 7700 nucleotides long. RefSeq names its product GNAS complex locus (gene GNAS). Gene Ontology annotation, cellular component: heterotrimeric G-protein complex. The record is from RefSeq and is a predicted model, not a curated record. The transcript is spliced from 12 exons. The coding region runs from base 1466 to 2605 and encodes 379 amino acids. Gene Ontology annotation, molecular function: G-protein beta/gamma-subunit complex binding; GTP binding; beta-2 adrenergic receptor binding. NCBI's taxonomy places the organism in Eukaryota, Metazoa, Chordata, Aves, Piciformes, Lybiidae. Gene Ontology annotation, biological process: adenylate cyclase-activating dopamine receptor signaling pathway; sensory perception of chemical stimulus.
AACCUUUGCGGUAAUUAUAUCCAUGUGUAGUGUAAAGCUCCCGGGCACGCCUCCGUUAAAAUUAAUUUAGAAUUCUAUUAAUCUAACCCUCAAUUCCUGCAAAUAUUUUCUGGGCCGCUUUCGUCCCGAAAAGCGCUUCCUGAGGGCCACUCGCUACCGGAGCGACUGCAGCAUCCCAUAGCUGACCGUUCGAGGGGACUGGGGUGGUGCUCCUCCCGAUCCGUCCCCGGGCUCCCUGCGCGGCAGCAGCCGCCGGUGCGGAGUGGGGCGGGAGCGGCGACGGGGCAGGUUCGAAGAAGGCGCCGCCGGCGGGGCGGGCUGACGCGGGCUGUCAUGUGAGCGGCCCCGCUCCCAGGGUUCAGUGUGGGCCUGCUUGCCCCACCCCGCCGCUCCGCCGCCUCGGUGCAGUUCAAUAGGGAGAAGGUGGGGGGGUGGGGAAAAAAAAAAGGAAAGAAAGAGAGAGAAGAGGAAAAAAAAAAAAAAAAGAAAAGAAAAAAAGGAAAAGAAAUGCGGGAGAGAGCAGGAUAAAUAAGACGGGGAAAGAAAUCUCCCUUGAGGGACAGGUUUCGCUCAGGGGGAGAGACCCAACAGGGUUUUGAAAAUUAUUUUUUCCUUCCCCGCUCGCUGGAGAAGCCGAGAGGAUUCAGCCGCCUGGAAACCUGAUGUGAAAAAACAGCAGCCAGGAGAGGGAUUUAAAAAAAAAAAAGGAAAGAAAAAAAAAGGAAGGGGGCUUGGAUUGGAUCCCCCCGCCUCGGUGAGGGAGGAAGGACCCGCGGCGGUCAGAGGGCGAGGAGCAGCGGCGGACAGCAAGGGAAGGGGACCCGACCUCCGCCGGGAGCCGCGGCUGGCGUGACCCCCUCAACGCUUCUGCCCGUAGGCGCGGGGGAGAGGCGACGAAGAGACGUUUCCCUAUCCUCCCCGCCGAGGAUUUGGGGAGGUUUCCGUGCCCGGAGCCCGUGCCUUUGGAUCUAAAGAGGAUUUUUUUUUUUUUUGGGGGGUGUCACUGAAGCUGGAUUUGUUCCUGUGCGUGCGACGCCGAAGGGGGGGCAUUUCUGUUCCCUCUAGAGGAGCCGGCGGCCCGGCGGGUCCGCGGAGAUCCCCGCGGAUCACUCCGCAUCGCGCCCAGCCGCCACCCCCCCCGGGAAAGGUGCGCUGAGGGGAUCGGCGCGGGGCUGAGCGGGGGGGCGGGGGAGGAGAAGCAGCUGCAGCUGCCGGGGAGGAGGCCCGGCGGAGCAGCAGCAAAGUCAUCGCCAUCGGCCCCCCCUUGGCUGGCUUCGGGCUCGGCUCUCUCCAUGUCUCUGUCUCUGGGCAGUCGCCGCCACAGCAGCGAGUAGCGGGGGGAGGAGGAGGAGGAGGAGGAGGAAGAAGAAGAAGAAGGGAGCCCGGGAGAGUGCCUCCCCCCCCCCGGCAGCCCCGGCCGCCUCCCGUCCCCUCGCCCCGCGUCCCCUGCCUCCCCCUCCCCAAGAUGGGCUGUUUAGGGAACAGCAAGACGGAGGAUCAGCGCAACGAGGAGAAGGCGCAGCGGGAGGCCAACAAGAAGAUCGAGAAGCAGCUGCAGAAGGACAAGCAGGUCUAUAGGGCCACGCACCGGCUCCUCCUGCUGGGUGCUGGUGAAUCCGGUAAAAGCACAAUAGUCAAACAGAUGAGGAUCUUGCAUGUGAAUGGAUUUAAUGCUGAGGAGAAGAAAAUGAAAAUCCAGGAUAUUAAAAACAACAUUAAAGAAGCUAUAGAGACAAUAGUGACAGCAAUGGGCAAUUUGGCACCUCCAGUUGAACUAGCCAAUCCAGAGAACCAAUUUCGAAUCGACUACAUCUUAAAUUUAGCGAACCAGAUAGACUUUGAUUUCCCACCUGAGUUUUAUGAACAUACGAAAACACUUUGGCAAGACGAAGGUGUGAAAGCCUGCUAUGAGAGAUCUAAUGAAUAUCAACUGAUUGAUUGUGCACAGUAUUUUCUAGACAAGAUUGACAUAGUCAAACAAAAUGAGUAUACACCAUCUGACCAGGAUCUUCUCAGAUGCAGAGUUUUGACAUCAGGAAUUUUUGAAACCAAGUUUCAGGUGGAUAAAGUAAACUUUCAUAUGUUUGAUGUUGGAGGACAAAGAGAUGAACGCCGAAAAUGGAUCCAGUGUUUUAAUGAUGUGACUGCUAUCAUAUUUGUGGUGGCGAGCAGUAGCUACAACAUGGUUAUACGAGAGGACAAUCAGACCAAUCGGCUUCAAGAAGCACUAAACCUCUUCAAGAGUAUCUGGAACAACAGGUGGCUACGGACCAUUUCAGUAAUUCUUUUCCUGAAUAAACAAGACUUGCUAGCAGAGAAAGUUUUAGCAGGGAAAUCUAAAAUUGAAGACUACUUCCCGGAAUUUGCUCGCUACACUACACCAGAUGAUGCAACUCCAGAGCCUGGUGAAGAUCCUAGAGUUACAAGGGCCAAGUAUUUUAUUAGAGACGAGUUUCUUAGAAUCAGCACAGCAAGUGGAGAUGGAAGGCACUAUUGCUAUCCUCACUUCACAUGUGCAGUGGAUACAGAGAACAUCCGGAGGGUUUUCAAUGACUGUCGGGACAUUAUACAGCGCAUGCACCUUCGCCAAUACGAGUUGUUGUGAUGGAGAGCAUUUUUUCUGUGUUUUGGACUCCUUAUUCCUUAUGAGAAAAAAAAAAAAGAAAAACCCCACCCUUGUCCACAUAGGGUGGAAGAGAACUGUUUGAAUCUCCCAUUGAUUUGCACCCCUCAACUUUUUUCUCCUUGCUGGACAAUAGCAGCACUUCUAAGCUUGCUUCUGUACCCCUCGGACAGUUUGAGGUGGCCCCUAACACGUAAAAGGCCAUUUCCAUGAGGAUUCCCUAACACUGUUAUUAACAAAAAAGAGGGGGGAAAAAAAUAAUUGAAAGCCCUGAAUGUGGAGCACCUGAAAGAAUUUAGGAUAAAAAAAAAAAACAAACAUAAAACAAAAGUUGGGGAGAGAAAACUGUAGGUAAUUUAGCACUGUUGUGGGCAUAAUCAUGUAGCCCAGGAUCUCCACUCUGUAUCGUUCACUGCAUCAGACUAAAGAAGGUGCCGAGUCACAGACCAAGUUUGAAGACAGACACUUGGGUUUGGUUCUCUGACUGUAAUGUGGCUUUGAACGAAAAUACUGACAGUUCUACAGCAGAGCUAGACAGUGCAAAAACCAACUGCUACCUUUCAGAAGGGUAUUUUUAAAACCAGUCUUGGUGGUCUAAAGACAACCAUGGACAUCUAUGAAUUGAACUGCGUAUGGCCUGUGAUUGCAGAAAGAGUUAACCACACACUGUUUUCAGUUUGUCCACUGAUGAUCCUGUCUGCUAUAAAAAUCAUUAUCUGGACUGUAGUCCUCACAGUCUUUCCCUUCUUUUUCUUCUUCCCUCCCCUCAUUUUUUAUUUUACUGCUGGAUUAUUAUUCUUGUACAGACUGUAAAAUGUAUUAUUUUGUACAACUUUAUUGAAAAAAAAAAACCCUUGUAGAAGAUCUUUGUGCCUUGAUUAUGGCUGUACCUGUACAAUGAGCUAAGAUGUAAGUAUGUUUGAUUGCGCUGUACAGCUUUGUCAACCCUAUCUGCAGCAUUAGCUCAAGGUAGGGAAAAUUUAUCUGUAGUUUAGUUUUUCUGGUUUAUAAAAGAAGGAAAAAUACUGUUUAGUAAAAAAAAAAAAAAAAAAAAGAAAAAAAGGAAAAAAAAAAGGAAAAAAAAAAAGUACAAAUUGUGCAAACUUAACCACUUUAAAAGUGAGGUCUUCAACAAGUGACCAGAUGUUGCAGCAUCAUGCUUUUUAAUUUUUAGCUUUAAUUCAUUUAAAUCUCUAUCCAAAUGCAAAACAUGGCUUGUUUCUACAUAAACCAAAUUUUGCUACAAAUUAUAAAUGUUAGUCUUUGGUCAUUCAUAGUCCUUUUUGCUAAAGACAAAACCAGAACAAUAACAGACACAUAGGGCAUCAAGCAGGUCUGGUGACCAUCUCUAGACUGGGCCAAAUACCCACCAACCUCCACUGACGCUGCGUGGGCAAACUACUACCAGGAUGACAAGGUGUGCACUGCCCUUGGAUUUGGCCACUGAAUUCCAGUUUCAAAUGACAUUUUUAUUUCUCUUUUAAUAAAGAGAUACUUUAGAACCUUUUUGUUUUAUAUUAACUAUAUAAGUAGCUUAAAGUGAAGAUGUGUGGAUUUUUCUUAAACUUGAAUAAUUUAUGCAAAUUAUAUGCUUAGAACAACAUGUGGUACAGUAAAAAGAAAAAGAGCAAAAAUCACUGUAGCAAUAAGAGAGCAUGUAAUUUUAGUAACUACUACACUGCUUUAUAUUUUAUACCUAGGUGUUUUAUGUCUCUGUGAGUGUGUUACUUUUUCAUGUGUCUAAAACCUACAUGUACAAUUUGUACAGAGUCGGAAAUUACAGCUGUAAUAACACAUCUAGAACAGUGUUAGCCUAUAUUACUCAAACACCCCUGUUCACCCUUCAUCCACACCCCUAAACUGAUCUGGAUCUUACGGCAGUGACUUUAAAAGGAAAACAAAAGAAAGAAAAACACCAAAAUACUUGCCUCUUUGCCUUUCACACUAGCUUCCCUCCACCCAAGAGACUGUGUUAACUUUGUUUUUUGGGAAGAGGUCCAGUUUAAAUUACAAUUAGGGUGUGGUCAGUGAUGUCUGUGCAGCUAGAUUUGCUUCAGGUAUCAGAUGCCUUUUUAAUACUAAGAACCACAACUGUUCAGAAUUCUGAGUUUGCAUUGCGUUUGUGGCUAAACUUAAAAAUGAAAUCACCUCCCCUGUUCCCACUUAAAGAGCAGGGAUGUGAUGGAGUUACUGUCUCAUCUCUCUUUGUUCCAAAUUAGUAGUGGUCUUCCUGAUGACACUAAAUGGGAUAAAAUUUUUAGCUGCAUUUGCUACUCACCUUUUUAAAAUGCUCUUUCCUGUUCACAGGUUUAGAAAGUUGCCACCAGAACUUUGUAGAACUGCAGAGAACACGACUGAAAAUAGCCCCCUACAAUUCAAGAAUGUAUCCAGUGCCUGUAGGUUAAGGGCUGGUGUUUCCACUAGGUAAAAAUGGGACACAUAUAGUGGAAAGAAAAUCCAUUGUGAGCCUUAAUUUUAGUUACAGGAGCCAAAAUCUUUAUUUUAGUGCCAACCCUUAACUUUUUAAGCCUAGGAGGAGUUGGUGUAAAGACCAAAUUUAUAAAUGGAGAAAAGCUGUAAUGGAGUGAGGAAUGUAAUCUCUCAUCUGAGAGAAACAAAGCACCUCCAUUAAAAAGAAAAAAAAAAGCUUCUUCCUCUGACAGUGAGAAAGCUGCAUAAUAACAAGGAUAUAAGAUAGCAGUUUAAGAAAUCUAAAGCUUUAUAUGAAAAGAAAUGUUUAGGGGAUGCUUGUUUGUUUUGUUCUGUUUCGUUUUUCCUGAAGAAAAAGGCAAUUGUUUUGAAUAUGGUCAAGUUGCACAAGUAUGGAGUGUGUGUGGUCUUAAUGUCUCAGUAUUGCCUUUGUUAGUCUCUUUAUUAGUCCAUGCAGUUUGGUGGCCUGGUAAAUGCAAGUCUUAUUUUUAAGCUUUCUUUUUUUUUUUUUCUUAAUACAAAAACAAAACAUAAAGCUUUAAUGCUUGCUAUUUAAUAAGUAACUGUGUUUUCUUCUGUCUCUAAUUUAGUGGCCAUAAUUUGCAGUUAAUUGAACCAUUCCAACUUAAAGGUUACCCAUAUUUCCUAGUUUUGUUUUAUUUAUUUAUUUGAACUUCUUGUUUUCAUGAUUGAGGACUUUCACUUCUGUCUCAUUCAUUUGUUUGGAAACUUCUGACCUUACAGCCAAAACUUAACUCAUUCUACUCAGUAUUCAUCAUGAUGCUGAAGUGUAAGAUACCUGCAAAUGUAAACACUACCACUUUUACUAAUAAAAGCAAAUACAGUGUUUUAGGGCACAUUUGCAUCACUAUAGCUGAGGUUGUGUCAGUAUUUCCAUUAUAAACCCAUAGAGGAUCUAUAUCUUGGCAUUAAAUUGUCCUCAGCUAAAUAUUUGCUGUACAGGGCUUCUACUGAAGCAUGAUUUGGUGGGUUGGUUUUUAAACCAUUUCCAACACAAACUCUUGUUUCUGUUUUAAGUUAUACAAUUGUUUUGUUGGAGGGGGGUUGUGGUGGUUUAAAAAAAAACAAACAAAUAACAAAACCAACAAACCUGAUUCAGGAUGGGUUUUGGCACUUCUGUAAUUCAGAACUGGUUUUGAUUUUAAAACAUAACCUUUGGCAAGCCAGUAACCUACAAUAUGGUCUGAUCAUUUUGGGUAUUUUGUAAAAAUAAUAAUAAAUUGUAGAGAUGUUGUCAUUUCAAAAUCAGCUACUGUGCAUUUGCAGUAACUUCUUUCCAGUAGCCAGUGUGAUGCAGCAGAAUAGAGAAAACCGAAGGGGUUGGGUUUUGGUUUUGUUUUUAAUAGUGUGGAGAGGUAAAUUCGCUACUGAUUAGAAGAAGAUUCAGCUGCUUCUGAAAGCAUCAAAAACUGCUCUCUUAGAGGCUGCAACUGGAGCUCUGCAAGUUGUUAGGAGCAGGCUUUGAUGCAAAAGCGUAUGAAGGCAUGCUGGAUCAGUUGUUGUAGACAGGAGCCCUGAGGGCUUAUCUUCAUUUAUCUAAAAACUAUUUUGAGUCAUGGCAUUGAAGAUAGGAUUUAACUUAGCUGUGUCAUUAACCCCAGAGGAACUGAAGCUAAUUCUAUUCCAGGGUGUUGCACAUAAUUGAUACCUGCAGGAUCAUUUAGCAGUAAAUCUAUGCACAGAAAUAUGAAUAUUCAUCACUUUAGAAUCGUGUAAUGAGUUGUGGCGCAAUAUUCCUGUAAAUGAUGUAGGAUGCUUUGUAUUCUAUCCUGUUUUCAGAUGUCAAAAGUUAUGUACCAGGAAAAACAAGAAGCAGAAACAUUAUUACACAGGAAGCUGACCACAGGUAAUGGACACAGACCCCAUGACAGCUGAGUACCAGUCCAGUGCCUUAGUGACAAUACUGUUGGUGAUUGGUGCUAUACAAAUGUCCAAGAUUGAUGAAGCUGUUCUAAGUUAGGUAAUUUAUUUUGGAAGAGAGCAAGUUCUCAUCUUUCCUUAACUGUAUCUAAUAUGCUAUGUAUAUUUUUAACAAUGCUGGCAUUUGGAAGACCUAUUCCAUGGAAAUAGGUGACAAAAUUCCUACUAGCUGUUGAGAAGCAGGAUCAGGGCCAUAGAUGGUAGUAUCAGUGGAAAUCUCAUACAGGAACAGGUCCUCAUCCCUAAAAUACAUGUUGCAUUGUUCUAACAGUAAAACUAUCUGCAAGCAAACAUCUAUUGGUAGUCAAAACCCCAAACUGUACCCUUCUUCCUCAGCUUGAUACUUCUGGAAAUUCAUCCCCGGAGAAAAAGUCUUUCUGUUCUGUGACAAACUUUGAAGUGUCUUUGUAAAUAAAAUAAGCUACAAAGGGGGAUUUCUGAGCCUCUGCUGAUGAAAGCCGUUACACUGAAAAAUCUGGUGACUGACAAGAUAGAAAUUCCAGUAGGGAACAUAUUUUAAUUCUGGUCAUAACCAGAUAGUGUAAAUACUGUGAGUGGGUGUGUUUCAGUUACUCAGUAGGUAAACUGCUUCAGAGUACUUCACUGUAUUGCAGAGAUUGCUAAAAAAUCAGCCUGAGUACUGGCUUCAUUAUUAAUUGUUUUCAACCCUGAUUCUCAUCUUAUUAAAAGUUAAAACUGCUUUUUA